AUGACACUUUUCAACGUGACCCUCAAGGACUCUGCUCCUCAGGAGCAGCUCGAAAAAGCCAAGGAGGAAGCCCGCAAGAACGGAGGUACUAUCAAGCACGAAUACAAGAUUAUCAAAGGAUUCACUGUCGAGUACCCUGAUGACCAGGUUAACGUCCUUGAGACUAACGAACACAUACACGUCGAGCAGGAUGGCAUGGUGUCCACCCAGUGA
Molecule: messenger RNA, 213 nt
Organism: Talaromyces proteolyticus
Lineage: Eukaryota; Fungi; Ascomycota; Eurotiomycetes; Eurotiales; Trichocomaceae
Exons: 4
Coding region: 1-213 (70 amino acids)
Biological process (GO): vacuole fusion, non-autophagic
Molecular function (GO): endopeptidase inhibitor activity
Source: RefSeq, a predicted model, not a curated record